GGAGAAUGUCACCCAAUUCCCCAGAAAAUGAUCACGACGAUUCCAAUGGAUCGGCGCCGACCAAGAAUACCCCAGAAUUGGCCUGUAACGGCUGCCGGAAAUCUAAACUAAGAUGUUCACGCGAAAGACCCACAUGUUCCCACUGUCGAAAGACUAGUCUUGAUUGCGUUUAUGAGACAAAAAGAACCAAACCUGGCCUUAAGGCCGGGGCAGUCGAGAAUCUCCAUAGACGACUAGACGCCUUAGAGAAUCUCGUGCAUGAACGCGAGAGAAAUCCUCCAGCAGCACCUACGACUGCCGUUUGUCACGAUGUCAAUCAUAAUGGAGCAUCGACAGACGCUGCAGCAUACAAUGUACUUGCGCUUCUCGCCAAAGAACUGCCAAAGUUGAUAAAGUCGGGUGCCAGUCCUCCCUCCGUUAUUGACAACAACAUCGAUCACAGAGCUAAACGAAGACGCCCGAAUGGCGAUGAACCACUGAAUACACCCAGACAUGGCGACAUACGGCUACCGCAUCUAGCGGCGCUCGAAAAGAUAAUCGCGGCCUACUUCACACACAUUCACCCAUGGAUUCCAAUGAUACAUCAGGCCAGAUUCCGCCAGCGUAUGAGUGUCGCCAUGGAGUAUCCGAAGCUCGAAGUCAUCCUCCAUGCAAUGGUUUACGCCACUUCCAAAUAUCUUCCAGAGCAGGAGGUUCCGGAGAGUGCUUUGCUGGAUAGUCGAAAGUGGGUAGUUUGGAGAGCCAUGGAUAGUGUUUCACCAGAAAGCUUGCAAGCCCUGACGAUUCUAGCUUUUACAGAUAUCGGCAAUGGCCAUUGCGCAAAAGCUUGGUCAAUAGUGGGUUCCUUGACGCGCACAGUCGAGUACAGCCAAUUGACCCAGGAACGAGAGCUCGGCAGCCACCAGCCAUUUUGCCGCCCGUAUAGCUUCAUCCAAGAUGUUGAAGAUUGGACCGAGGUCGAAGAACGAAGGCGCAUCUUCUGGAACAUCUUUAAUUUGGAUCGAUUCUGUUCUAUAACGAUGGGUUGGAAUACUAGUCUAACUUCAGACGAUGUUCACCGACGGCUACCGUGCGAUGGGCCCUUGUGGCGAAAACAGACGCCUGUUGUGACGCCGUAUUUUGGAAUAUGGGACAAGUCCGCAGGGCGCAUAGGCAACCCGGUCGCAUUCUUGCCGCAAUACCAGUCACCCAGUGAGCCUGUUAAUGACGUAGAGAUUCGAAGCCGACCAGAUGCUGCCUCAGCUGCUAGCCCUAACCAAAAUCUUCUGGUUGAUACCACGAUCGGAGCUUUCGCGUACUGCAUCGAGGCGACUGAAUCCAUGAGCCGUAUUACCAGUUACUUCUUGCAGCAGAAGAUUGAUAUACGAGAUGAAAGAGAAAUCAAUUCCUGGCUAACCCGCUUCAAAGAACUCGAUCUCCGCCUGGUUCAUUGGAAGAUGCUUCUACCUCAGAAAUGGAAGACGAACAUGGAACGUCAGUCAACAUUAAUGGAUCCAAAUCUCACAACAGCCCAUGUUACGCACAACGCUUCCAUGAUCUUGUUGCAUCAAUUGAUUGCGUAUCCGCCAUUGAACUGGGGUUUCAGACACAAAUUACCUAGCCACUUGAGCGCCGAAGCAUGCCAGUCCGCCGGCAUAGAAAUUGCGAGGAUCACGCAGAACUAUCUAUCGAACUCCAAUAAUGCAUCUCCGAUCGGAAGUCAAUACGCCUUUUGUCUGUAUAUAGCUGCCAGGAUGCUACUCAUCCACUGGAAAUACUCCGCCGAGAACAGUCUUGAUGAACAAUUCUGGUCUUUGAUCCAGAGCUUGGAAGAACUGUCUAAGCGCUGGCAGGCUUUGUCUCGCGACAGGAAUGCUCGUAGCUUAGCUGAACGAUAUGCAGAUAGACUGAAGGAGCUGUAUACAUCAUGCAUGGAGGUCCCUGGUUACAGUAUCGAUGUCAUGGACUACACCAAUGAGAUCCGUCAUUGCGCAAUGACUCCAUAUGGGGACGACUCCCGGUCUAUCACAACGCCGACCUGGUCGUCUCAACAUCGGUUGCGAACCGACAUCAGAAAUGGAGUAGAUACCAUGAUACCUUCCAUUCCGCAGCACGAAAAUCCACGGGGAGACAGUAUUGAUUCGCAACAUAUGGCACAUGUUGAAGAAGGAGCCAAUCCUCUCAACAUGGGAGACUUCAACACCAUCCCACAGAUGAUGCUCGAUCAACAGUUCAUGAACAUGGAUCGCGUGAUAGCUUUUGAUGAUGGAAGCAUGUUCACAGCCUCGUUGGAUCAUGGUAACUGGUAA
Messenger RNA from Aaosphaeria arxii CBS 175.79, 2288 nucleotides. RefSeq lists its product as uncharacterized. The record is from RefSeq and is a predicted model, not a curated record. The transcript has 4 exons. Bases 6 to 2288 code for a protein of 760 amino acids. Gene Ontology annotation, cellular component: nucleus. Gene Ontology annotation, biological process: DNA-templated transcription; regulation of DNA-templated transcription. Gene Ontology annotation, molecular function: zinc ion binding; DNA-binding transcription factor activity, RNA polymerase II-specific; DNA binding. Lineage: Eukaryota; Fungi; Ascomycota; Dothideomycetes; Pleosporales.